AGCUUCGCGGCGGAGCUGAAGGCGGAGCUUCGGGCCGGCGUCGCCUUCCUCAGCCCGGCGGGGAGAGCGAGGGCUGCUCCGAAAGUAAUGCCUCCUACGUUACGGCGUCGGCCCGCCGUCGGGAUGUCGGCGGUGGGACCACAGCAGGGGCUGAGCCCGCCCGUAUCCCGCUACGCGCUGCGGCCGGGGGACGGACGGGGCGGUCUGAUGUGGAAUGCGGAUGGAACGAAGGGCCGGGACUGAAUUCCUCCGCGUGGGAACAGUGGCACACAGCGACAUUCGACAACGCUCGCUGAACGCCGACGGACACCGAACGGCGCGGGACCUCAGGGCGGACCCGCGGCGCUUCGCCCGCAGCCCCGCCCCGCCCCCUCUGGGCCGCACUGCGCAGGCGCGUUGCCCCGGCCGCGCCCGCCGACCCGGAAGCAGCCGGCGGCAAGAUGGCGGCGUAGCGCCCGCGUGCCGUUGGGGCCCCGCCAUGGCGGACCUGGGCCGGCAGCUGCACGAGUACCUCGCCCAAUCCAAGGCCGCCCCCGCCCCGCCGCCCGCCGGCGGCCCGCAAGAGGAGCCGGAGGGGGAAGGCUCGGGAGCGUGGCCGAGCGCCUUCCCUGGCUGGCGCUGGCCGUGGGCGGCCGAGGCGGACCCGUGGCUGCCGGGGCUGUCGCCGUGGCAGCGGCUGGCGGGCGCCGCGCUGUGCCUUCUGCUGGCCGCCCUCUGCUUCGGGCUGGCCGCGCUGUACGCGCCGCUGCUUCUGCUCCGCGCCCGCAAGUUCGCGCUGCUCUGGUCGCUGGGCUCGCUGUGCGCGCUGCUCGCCGCCGCGCUGCUGCGCGGUCCGUCCCGCCUGCUGCGGGAGCCGAGCCGCGGCUCGCUGCUGUACGCGGCGGCGCUGGGCGGCACGCUGUACGCCGCGCUGGGGCUGCGCAGCACCGCGCUGACCGCGCUGGGCGCCGCCGCGCAGCUGGGCGCCGCCGCCUCCGCGUUGCUGGGCGCGCUGCCCGGAGGGGCCGCCGGCGCCCGGCGUGUCGGAGGGCUCCUGGUGACCGCGCUGCGCCGCGGGGCCGCGCUACCCGUGUGAUGUACGGGAGGAGCGUCCCGCCGGGCUUCCUCGCGAGAAGGCGGCGCGGAACGGCGGCGAUUCCGAACUCAAGCGCGGGACAGCGCCCGGCCCCGCCGCGUCUGGAGCCGAGGAAGAGCGACUGCCCGGCGCCGGAGCGGAGACGGCGGUGGUGCGGGGCGAAGAGCGCCGAGCGGCCCGGUUCCCCGCGCCCGGUGCCGCCUCGGUGCCGGGAGCCUUAGCGAGCGCCGUGCGCUCUUCCUGCACAGAAACCGCUUAUAAUUGGCAUCCAGUAAGUGAAACAGGCUGCGGGGCUGUGGGUCGGCAGGCCUGUGCUCGGGUAGGGCAGGACCGUGCGAUGUGCUGUCCUGCUUCCAGGAGCCGCGGAACGGCACGGCGUGCCCCUCGGCGAGCUCUGCUGCGGAGCGGGCUGCUCGGCUCUGCCUUGGGGCUGACCGCCCUCCAGCGCCUCGGACGGAGCCGGCCCAGCUCUCAGAUUUGCCUCAAAUCACUGCUUAGGGAUACAGCGGGAAUUGUCAAACGGGGGUGCUUACAUGUACGUAGACAGCUUUAAUAAUAAAACGACUAUUUGUGUACCAAACGUCAGCGUAGAUCUUCAACCACCGGUCACUUCUUUCCUUGAGCUGUAGACUGAGAUAACGUUAAGUAGGUCUGUCCUUUUGAUAACUGCUAAGCUACGGUGUGCAAUUUGUAGCAGUGGAAUUGGAAGAGAUGGCAGGGAGAGGCUGUGAGCAGGCACAGCACAGCCAGGCUGCGUGCGGUGGUCAGAGCUGUGCCUGCACCCUGCUUUCAGCAGUAGGGCUGUGGUUGCACCCAUUGGGUUCCCUCUGUGUCUCCUGCUGUCUGUGGCUGUGGGAUUCUAUCUGAAAGUUAGCUCAUUGCCCUGUUUCUGUAUGACUUUCAUGUUCCACAACAGUGGAAUGUUUCAAAUCUUAGUUUGAAAAGCUGCCAUGAUGAAUUUUAGCAAGUACAAUAGUGGGGCUAGCCAAGCAGCAGGGGAAAAAGAAGCAUUUUCCCUCGUGUCCAGGUGCAGAAUGCUGGGUUCCCUGCUGUUAGGUGCGCUCCAGUUUGCUUUGGUAGAGGACUGUUGGGUAUUAAGGGCCAAGACCUCUAAAUUAGAUACUUGAAAUACUACAAAGAAGUCGCUUUCAGUCCCAUUAAAAAAAAAUAAAAUACACAGGGCUUGUAUUAUUAAAAAAAAAAAAAAAAAGGAAAAAAAAAAAAGCCAACUCUGUAUUUUCCCUUCAGCACUGAUUAAAUCUUCAGUGUUAAAAUUUAAAGAGAUCCCUGAGGUGCACCCAGCACGGCCCUUCUGCAAGUAGAGCAAAAGGGAUCCCUUUGUGCUCCCCAAAGGUGAACCUGCUCCCUCCAAGGUGCCCUCAGCUCCUUCCCAGCCACCACCUUUCAGAUCAUGCUAUAGCCAGAAGACAAGGAUGCUGUAGGCUAAUGAGCACCCUUAAUUGCUAUGAUUUUUAAUGCAAUUUUGUAGGCUACAAAUUAAAAACUGUAAAAUGUUACUUGUGACCAAGAGAGCAGCCACUAAGCACCUCUGCUCUGAUCUCUUAAAUAAGAUGGAUGAGGAUAGAGUAGGUCAGUCUUUAAAAGAGAUGUGACUGUAUCAGAAGUCGGAUAAAGUAGCUGCUGUGCAUUGCUGUGCUGUGCAGUAGUUUUGCCAGCUGUAGAAUUACACUGCUGUAUGACUGUGACUAUUCUAACAGCUUGAAGCUAAAAGAAGGGGGAUUUAGAGUAGACGUUAGGAGGGCAGUGAGGCACUGCUGCCCUCAGCUGUGUGGGUGCCCCAUGCACGGAGGUGCCCAAGGCCAUCAGUGGGGCCCUGGGCAGUCAGAGCUGGUGGGGGCAGCCAGCCCAGCACAGGGGUAGGACUGGGUGGGCUCUAAGGUCCCUUCCAACCCAAACCACUUCAUGAUUCUACAAAUUUCCAGUGGGUAGAAAAACAGCCUGGUGGUGAUAGUUUUCAUGAUAGUUUGUUGUAUAGUUUUAAUUGAGGACCUUCCUGAGAGCUGGCUUUUGAGUACGUAUAAACUUCUGUACGAACUUUUCAUUCAGGCUUAAGCCAUUAAUGAGCCCUGUGGUAGCCUGGUGACUGGAGAUGAUUGAUGUGAAUGAUUUUUUAUGGGGACAUUGGAUACUUGUGAUUGCUAAGCAACAAAAAUGUGGGAAAUAUAAAUAACCUCUGCUCAUCCCUCUCCUGUGGGAAAACCAAAGAACAGUACCCUAAAGAUGUUCAGAAACAUUAAGAUGACAGCCAGAAACCACUGAGUUCUGCACUUCAGCAGACCAGAUGCUGCUGGACACCCAUAUCUGUAUGGGUAUCCUACAGCCACUGUAAAACGUUUGCUUCCAUAUGAAUCAAAUUGCUAAACUUCCCUUUCCUCUUCAAUUUCUUUAAGUGCUGUUGUGAACAGAAGUAUCUGACUCCUGCAGCUGAAGCACAGAAUGACAGUGCUCGUUAUGCUGUCUAGUUUGCUAGCAGUCCAGGUUAUAGAUGCACUAUGUGUAUGACAGCUUUUUCUAAAUGGUGUUCCCUGUUUUUCUCUUUCAGGAUGGCAGACCAGCAAGCAGCAGUGACUUCCUGUGCUCUGGAGUUUUAAUGUCAGCACCUCUGGUUAUUUAUAGACAGCUGAGACUGCAGGCAAAAGAGUUCUCUAUAGACGAUAAACCAAAAAUGAGGCAUAAGCUGUUAGUACUGCCCACAGAUGAGACUUCAGGAGGUAGUUUGUUGCUCCAUCUGAUACACAAGUUUGUUAAGAAACAGCACUUUAUAGGAAUAGGUUCCAUAUCUCCAUGGCAGCCCAGAAGAUUGACAGUAAUCAGGCAAUCCCUUGGGGAUUAAAGGAGAUUAUGUCUCAUACAGUCAGCGAGGACUUACUUAAGUCAGGUCCCUCUAAAGUGCCAGCCAUACACGAUCUCAUCCCUUACAGCUAUCUGCAGUUCUUUGUAUACUUUUAUUGCAGAACACAACAAAACCAAGAGAACCGGAUAAAGGAAUGGUUAAACCACAUCUGCCAUGGCGUGUGCAAUUCUUAGUCACCCCAGUCACAAAAUGAUAAGUUAAAACUGAAGCGAGUAUAGACGUGGUAAGAAGGGCAGUAAAGGAUACAGAAUGCAUUCCAGAGACAGCACACGAAUGGGUGAGAGCUCUGGCAUAGAGAAGAGCCAGCUGAGGAUGGAAGUUUAUGCAGCCAGAAGUGGCAUUCAGAAAUACCAACUAAAAUACAAGCCAUCACUGAAUGGAAGUAGUGAAUGAUGGGCUUAAGAAGACAAAAGCUUUUUAUUUUUUCCAAUUAAGCUUUAGAGCUCUGUCUGUGGAUGUCACAGGUUCCAGCGAUUCUUAAAGCUGGAUAAGACUUCUGUUGAAAAACACACCAGUGUUGCACGAGGUUUUCAAUACGAGGGGCUUAUCUACCUUUUCCCCUCUCCUCUGGAGGUCCACCUGGAGCAUCCAUUUCCCUGGGGUCAGAGGUCCCUGGUCCAUCGUGCCAGGGACGUUUACGUGGUGGCAGUGAGGCCAUGUCCAUGCCCUGGAGCGAAGAAGAACGUUCUCGGUUAGCUGGAGAAUGUCCAUCAUGAGGAGGGUGGUCUGGACGAGGACCUGAUGGAUUCUGGCUUCCGCCCACCUUCAAAGCGUGGAAUUUCAUCGGGGGUAGGAAGCAGACCCUUCCGGCCUCCUGAGCAGCACGAGAUGCAGGGAGAGGAGUGAGAAGAGACAAUUGCAUUUGUGAAACUGUUGCCGUUUGCCCAAGAAACACACUUGCUACCUUCUCCUUGUAUUUCACUGUGGAAGAAUGUUCCCCUCACCUCUAAUUGCACCACGACCUCGGCCCCGAGCACCAUGGUCCCUUCCUCUCAAGUUUUCAUCUGGGGAGUCAAAAGUGUCAUCUGGCCCAAAAUCUUCCGGACCAGGAAAGCCAUCUCUCCCCCUGGGUCCCCGGCCCUCGUGUCUCGAGGGUCCUCCUCUUCUGAAGCUACAAGAAAGAACACGGUACACCUUUAGACAAGGUUUACAUUGAUAAACUUGAGACAGUUGGUUAUUAAGCUGUUUUCUGAACCGUUUCACAUAACACUACAGUACAUACAGCUAUCAGAACAGGAUUUGUGGGUGGAAAAGUGCUCAAUGUCUGUCUCUGAGCGCUUUGUUUAGCUAUUUUGUAUAGUUUUUCCUCACUUCUUUCUGUUGUGUUGGUUUUGGUUUUUUUUUCCAUACAGAAAAUACUGUCAAGUAUAUUUGCAUUCAUUUAACAAGGAAAAAAAAAAAAUAAAAACAGUGAGAUAGAUAUAAGGCAAGGCAAGGAGAAGGACAAGUGAAUUUCUCUUAGCUGCAGUGCUCUUGCUUUAAGGGAUUACAAACGAAGCAGGAAAAAUAAAAGCAGUGAGAGUCAAGGCUGUAGUGAAACAUUUCAGCAUCACAUUCCUAUGGAUUCUGGAGUCUCUUGCUAGAACAUUCUCUUACUCAGUCCCUCCACAGAGGAUUUUUUAUUCUUUUUUUCUUUUUUCUUUUUAAGUUUACAAUGUUGAGAAACGAUUCUAGGCUGCACUUGGCUCAGCAGGGAUGAUGACUGCUGAGCAGUGUGCACGGUGGCUUUCUACAACCUCACCAGCAGCUUAUCCAUCUGCAGUAAACGAAGAGCUCUGUUCUGCAAAACGUAGCAGUGCCCCUCACGUCAGUAAUUUCUACUCCUAGUCAGCACCAUGGCAUCUUCAGUAACUGGAUGCGAUUGGCUUUUGCAUCUCAUCUGAACUGAGUACAGCUCCUCCAGUAUCACACUGGGGUCUUAACACAGAUCUUCAGAGGGAAGAACGCUUCUGUCUUAGCUGUCAGUGCCAUUGCAGGUCUGUCUCCAUCUCCCAGAAAACAAACACAAUACAGAGAGGAGGCUGCUGUGCCUGUACAGGUACAACAGUGGAUGGAGGGAGUGCUGCAUAUGGACAGUGAACCAUUUCACAUUAACCUGGGUGAUUUGUGAAAACAAACUCAGCAGUUUCAGGUACAAAUGGUUCAAAUAACCACAUCGCAAUGUUGUUUAGCCUUGAGACAGCACAGUCCUCUAGAUAUAUUCCUUAGAGGGUCUCCCAUUUUAAUACUGACUUGGUGAGAUUCUGCUUAGUUUGUAAAUUACCAAGAUUCGCAACACAAGAUCCUACGGCUACCAGGAGGAGGACCCUUCUCUGUGUUUCCAGGCAACCUUACGGACAAAGUUUAGCUUUGAAAUCUAUCACACCUAUGCCUGAUACAGCCAUGGCUCCUAAUAUUGGCUUAUGUAUAUCCUUUUUCACUUUUUCUCAUCAGUCACACGUAAAACCCUGCCUCGCAUAGGGCUCAGUUCCUGUUUGACUGCUCUCAUCUUCUUCCUUGAGGCCUAGGACCUUAACGUACAGAACUACACACUGUGCAGAUUAGCAGCAGGAAGAGGCAGGUCUCUGCAGUAGAAGCAUCAUGUUGAUAUGCACAGGUAGAGUGAGAACAGGACAGAGAUGAAAAGGAUGGGAAAUUAGAGAGAAACACACAUACACACACUUCCCUCUCACGUUUUUGACCAAACCAGUUACAAUCUAAAUUCCAAACCAAGUCAGCUAAACGAGCAGUCGGGAUUCUUAGGCUCACUUCAGCAUCAGCAUGGCAACCAAUUCACCUUCACUCAGAGGAAAUCACUAAGUGCAAGCACUGCGAGCCUUUCAGAGCCCUGUGAUGAUUCUUCUCCAGCUAACCGCUCUGUACAAACACUUGCACUGUGACAGACCCUCGUUAGCUCAGAAGUCAGAUUCCCAGGUCCUGAGAUGCCUGGACUACCCUCCUAAAACCUCUGUAAAACCAGGAUAAGAAUAAAAUAUUCCCCAAUCCCUAAACAUUCCCAAUAUAAGAUCUGAAAAAUCUCUACUGAGCUUCUAAAAUCAUUGUCUGCUACGUCUUUCAGAGUUAUGGAAGGCAGACUAUUCCACUCGGAUUCUCUCUUUUAAACGGCUUUGUUACCUUCUUUUUGUUCAUUUCCUUUCAUACUCUUCACACAAAAGGAAGGUACAUCUUUACAGAGCUAGGUAGAAAAUAGCUAAAAGAAGAGCUGUACAGAUGCAAAGUAAAAGGAAUGUAAGAAAAUGAUUAAAAGGCAACUAAAACACACAAAAUUCACAUUAUGUGGAGACCACAAUAUAUUCGUACAAGUACACAUUUUUAUACAUAUGGAGUUGGUGGUCAGUGAGAGGUUUAGACCUUGGAGGCCAAAUUUAACUCUGUUAAGCUAGCAUAAAUCUGGAGCAAUUUCAGUGACAGGCCGUCUUGCCAACUUUGAGCAAUUCCUCCAUGUUUACAUUAAUAACUAGAAGCAAAGUCAUCCCUUUGUGAUUGAUCUGGAAAUUGUGAGCAAUGAAGAGGACAUUGCUAUAAACUAGAUUAUUUUUGAGUUCUUUGCUUGGCAUUAAGAAAUAAGCCAGAAAAAGAAAUAAAAUUCCUACAAGCAAAAACAUGAGAAAAUAGUCUCGACAGUCCAACAGGCUGCAGAGCUCUGCCCCUUAUAUUUGAUAGUAGCAUCACUGUUCCUGCUCCUCACAAGUAUCUCACAGCUCGUUCUACAGUCUCCACAGUCAUCCUGCAGUUUGUGACUGGAGACAGAGUCUCAAAUUCCACUUCUAGUGUUCAAAAGUUUGCCACUUUAACCUUCGAGUUUCCUCUCAAUUUUCGUCAAAACGAUCUCAAAUCUUCAUCCUGUGUCACUGGAUCUUCUCUACAAAUUUCCUCCCUUCUCUUUACUUACUGUUUACAGACACGGAAGCUGCUGUGUACAAUGACCAUUUUUCAAGUUUUCUUCUAUUACUGAAUGAUUUUAUGGACUCUAUACUCAGGUAUAUUAGAGUUUUCAUUUCCUUAUUGGUUUCCAGUUUAUAAAUCUGAAACAGAUAGACUCCUUAAUGACAAGGAAACCAGGAAGAAAGAAUUCCCUCCGUUCACCCUUUACCCAAGAAGAACGAAUCGAUUUAUUCUUACCUCUCGUCUCGUCUUCCUCGGAACCGUGCAUCCUCAGGAUCCCGUGGAUAUCUAUCAUCUGAAGGUCUCCGUCCUUCCCAAGCACCAGGAGGGCCACGAUUUGAACCCCCGCCUUCAAAUUCCCUGUGAUCGGGAGGAAAGGGAGGCCCAGGUCCACCUCGUCUCCAUUUCUCAUCUUGCAAUGGUGGGCCUCCUCUCCCCUCAAAUUCCCGCAAUCGAUGGCCAAAUCUCUUAUCUGGAUGGAAGUCGUCCCGGAAGUCAUCUGGUCGAUCAAAGUCAUCAUGGAAAUCUGGGUGAGGUCCUCGUCUAUCUGGCAUGCCCCUGCUGUCUCUACCAUCACCCCACUCCUGGCCACCUCGAAACAACCCUCUCUCAGGCCCAUGAUCAGGGCCACCACUGUUCUGGUCGUGCCUUCUAUCUGAGAGAGGGCCCAUGUGGUGGUUUGGUGGACCACGGGAGUCACCUUGAGGGAAAAAACCAUAGCAGAUUUCUGUAAUUUUUCCUAAAAAAUGCUCUAGGACGUUUUAGUUUCUACAGUUCUACAAAGCAUACACCAUACAUUUCACAUUAAGGAAUUCUGGGGGAAAAGCUUUUCUUCUGUAUUCCAGCCCAAGUCUACUGUAGCUUCCCUCUCAAUCCGGACCCUUCGUUGUGCUGUAGCCUUUUCUAUCUAGAGGGUCUGCACUGGAACAGCAUCUUUUUGGAGAACUACUCACAGAAGAACGGACAGUGCAUUUAAUUACCUUUAUUAAGGCCAGGUCCUUGGUUGUGGGGGCCAAGACGACCUUGUCCUCCCUGCUGCCCCAGUCCUGGUAUCAGUGGUGGAGGACCUGGGUUCUGUCCGUCCUGUUAGUGUACGGUAAGAAAAGCCAUCUGAAUUAGCAUGCGUGAGUAUUCUUGCUUCUGAGCCUUUUGUAAGGCAGCAAACCAAAUUCCUUUAUUGGAACAGUGCAUCUUCACAGACCUUAUGACAGCAGCAGCUGAUUUUCAAUUGGUUUCAGCCUGAUUUUUUUCACAUUCACAUCAGUGACGCUUUUGUUUCCUGAGGAUCAUACACAAUUAUCUAGAAAACUUAUGACUAAUCUUUUAUCCAUAACAACCAAAAGAUAAUAAAGCUCCUGUUUUCUAUGCCUGUUAGAGAAGGCGAGAGAACUGCAUGCAUCUGCUGGAAAAGCACCAGGUGCUGAUGUGUAUGCUGCAGAUACAGACCCAGGAGGGAUCGCAGCAGGUACCAGGUUACCCCAUGCCUCCUCUGACCAUGUGGGUUUUUUUCAUACUCUGUACCUACUUUCUGUGAAAGACCAUCUUUUAUUAUUAAUUAUUUUAGAGAGAGGGUCGAGGAGCAACACUGAGAGUUCAUUUGUGCAGUUUUUCUGUUGCAUCUUGAAAUACUGGUUUUAAAUUAUACUUUUGUAUUGAACUGCAAUGGAGGUAAUAAUCACAAAAAUACACAUAAACAGGUGCUACAAACAGCACCUUUGCACUGAAUGUUUUUGUAAAAUUUUUGGGAAAAUAAAAGCAGAAUAGAAGGCCUGGUUCCAAUGUUUGUUACAGGAGAAAAAAGCACGAACCUCUUUGAGUGGUUGAAUGGUGAGCGGAGUCAGAAGAAUAGCUCCCUGUCCAGGAAGGACAAAGCUGUCACCAUCCCUGAACAAAGCCUUGCUGGAGCUCCACCACUUCUCAUGUAUUUAAUGCAAGAUUACUUACAAUAAACUGUUGAACUUCUUAA
Messenger RNA from Lagopus leucura (white-tailed ptarmigan), 9801 nucleotides. It is a transcript of the gene SFT2D3, whose product is annotated as SFT2 domain containing 3. Gene Ontology annotation, biological process: vesicle-mediated transport. The record is from RefSeq and is a predicted model, not a curated record. The transcript has 4 exons. Gene Ontology annotation, cellular component: membrane. Lineage: Eukaryota; Metazoa; Chordata; Aves; Galliformes; Phasianidae. The coding region runs from base 215 to 1075 and encodes 286 amino acids.